Molecule: messenger RNA, 5099 nt
Organism: Myripristis murdjan (pinecone soldierfish)
Lineage: Eukaryota; Metazoa; Chordata; Actinopteri; Holocentriformes; Holocentridae
Gene: lmna
Product: lamin A
Exons: 13
Coding region: 287-2233 (648 amino acids)
Biological process (GO): heterochromatin formation; protein localization to nuclear envelope; nuclear pore localization
Cellular component (GO): nuclear envelope; nuclear lamina
Molecular function (GO): structural constituent of cytoskeleton
Source: RefSeq, a predicted model, not a curated record
UGCGAGUGCUAAGAAGCCAGUUCAGGGCACAAGCCAAAGGCGCACACACCCACCAGAGAGCACGGCUGCAUUAUUCAACAGAUCCUCUUCCCAACGCUUCUCAGGGGUACGACACACACACACACAAAUACAGACACUCACACCAGCAGCUAAACUUCUAGAAAGGUCCGGCUGUACACUCAGUCUCAGUCCUUCCAGUAGGCUGCAGCUGAGAAGUUCUCACACAACCAAGCUCGUGACUCACCCCUCUGCCUGCAUCUCUUGCUGAGCCACCUCCAUCAUUACCAUGGAAACCCCGAGCCAGAAACGCACCAGCCGUGGUGCCACCACCCCGCUCUCCCCAGCCCGCAUCACCCGGCUGCAGGAGAAGGAGGACCUGAUGAACCUCAAUGACCGGCUGGCCAUCUACAUUGACAAGGUGCGCUCACUGGAGGUGGAGAACGCCGGGCUGCGGCUGCGCAUCACCGAGUCAGACACGGAGAUCAGCCGCGAGCUGUCAGGCAUGAAGGCAGCUUAUGAGACAGAGCUGGCCGACGCCCGCAAGACCCUGGACCAGGUGGCCAAGGAGCGGGCACGCCUGCAGCUGGAGCUCGGCAAGAUCAAGGAGGAGUACAAGGAGCUCAAGGCCAGGAACAGUAAGAAGGAGUCUGACCUGGAGGUGGCCCUGGCCCGCCUGAAGGACCUGGAGGCUCUCCUCAACUCUAAAGAUGCUUCUCUGACCACUGCCCUGGGGGAGAAACGCACCCUGGAGGCUGAGGUCAAAGACCUGAAGGCCCAACUGGCCAAGUUGGAGGCCAACCUAGCCGAUGCCAAGAGGCAGCUCCAGGAUGAGAUGCUGAGGAGGGUGGACGCUGAGAACCGCCUGCAGACCCUGAAGGAGGAGCUGGAGUUCCAGAAGAACAUCUACAACGAGGAGCUGCGUGAGUCCAAGCGCCGCCACGAGACUCGCAUGGUGGAGAUUGACAGCGGGCGGCAGUUGGAGUUUGAGAGCAAGCUGGCCGAGGCCCUGGCUGAGCUGAGAGCGCAGCACGAAAACCAGGUCCAAAUCUACAAGGACGAGAUCGAGAAGACCUACAACGCGAAGCUGGAGAACGCCCGUCAGUCCGCUGACAGGAACAGCCACUUGGUCGGUGCCGCCCACGAGGAGCUGCAGCAGACCCGGGUUCGACUGGAGAGCAUGUCGGCCCAGCUCAGCCAGCUGCAGAAACAGCUGGCGGCAAGGGAGGCCAAAGUGCGAGAGCUGGAGGAGGCUCUGGGGCGGGAGCGGGACCUGAUGCGGCGGCGGCUGGACGAUAAGGAGCGGGAGAUGUCUGAAAUGCGAACCAGGAUGCAGCAGCAGCUGGACGAGUACCAGGAGCUGCUGGACAUCAAGCUGGCCCUGGACAUGGAGAUCAGCGCUUACAGGAAGCUGCUGGAGGGAGAGGAGGAGAGGCUGCGUCUGUCCCCCAGCCCUCCGCCCACCAGGGUCACCGUCACCCGGACCUCCGGCUCGGGUCAGAGCCACACCAGCCGCCUCCUCCACUCCAGCACUGUUGCCUCCAGCAGCCGUAACUCCUCGGGCACCGCCAAGAAGCGCCGUCUGAACGAUAACGACAGCGAGACGUCCAGCAUGGCAGGAGGCACCGUGACCAAGACGCGCAUCGCCCAGCAGGCCUCGGCCAGUGGCCGCGUCACCGUGGAUGAGGUCGACCUGGAGGGCAAAUACGUCCGUCUGAGCAACAAGGCCGACGAGGACCAGCAGCUGGCCCACUGGCUGGUGAAGAGACAGGUCGGGAGCGGCAGCCCCAUCGUCUACAAAUUUCCUCCCAAGUUCACCCUGAAGGCCGGAGGCACCGUCACUAUCUGGGCCUCAGCCGGCGGUGGAAGCCACAACCCCCCCAGCGACCUGGUGUGGAAGACCCAGAGCUCCUGGGGCACCGGCGACCUCCUCCAGACCACCCUGAUCAGCGCCAACGGAGAGGAAAUGGCCAUGAGGAAGGUCACACGCACGCUGUUCCAGGAUGACGACGAUGAUGACAUGGGAGCUCACAGCACGAGCGGUGUAGAGAGCGAGUACAACCUGCGGAGCCGCACGGUGAUCUGUGACUCCUGCGGGCAGCCGUCGGAUCGCGGCUCGGGCUCAUGCGGCAGCGGGGGAGGUCUAUCAGAGGGCCUUGUGGGACACUCCUUCAUCAUGGGCACCAACCAGCCCAGACAGGGGCGCGCCAAACCGGAGAACUGCUCCAUCAUGUAAAACCAGACACCUCACCUGAAUCCACAACCUCCUGCACCCCACAUUGAAAACUUAUUUUCUACCAUUGGAAUGUCAUCCUUGGUGUUUUUUUUUUUUUUUUUGUCUUUACGUUUUAUAUGAUCUUGUCUUAUUUUGUAUUCAGAAUAAUCUGCAGGAUAGAUUUGCUUCGAGGUUUGGCAAAGGGCAUAGGAUUUCCUUGUUUUACUUUUGAGUUUGUAUAUUCAAGUUAUGCAAUUGCAUGUGUGCUGCGCUGCUGCUUGUCCUGUAUUCUGCUCUGCCCACAGGCACACACACACUCACACACUCACACACACACACACACACACACACACACAGCUCCAUUGACCAGCGCUUUCCGCCAUGAUCUGAGCUGGGGUUUCACAUCUAAUAGGCAGGCUGUCAACACUCAACACGCACAGCUAGUGAACCCUGUGAGGAGCAGGUCUGGGGGGAGGGGGGCGUUCAGGCCUGCUGCAGCCAGGGGGUCAGGGCCCUGGUACACCCACACACGAUACACACCCUCUUUCUGAAUCCUGCCUAAUUGAGGAGGAUUUAGCCCCGUCCCAACCUGGUGGAUUAGUGGGCAGGAAUUACAUGCAAUGCUUGUCUGUUUUUGUACAGCGGUGCAGAGGCGAUGCACACCAAAGGAAAAUUCAUACUGUGGGGGGUUUUUUCAUUGUGUCCAUUGAAUAUGGUCAUUAGAUAUAUCCAAUCUUUCCAUCAAGUGAUGAUGAAGUUUACAAUUGAUGUGUUAUUAUGAAACAAAAUAUAUUUUCCUCGAGUUUUGAGUUUUGGUACAGUAUUGCGCUGUUUUUUUUUUUUUUUUUGUAUUCUAUGGAGAUGGUAAAGUUUUUUUGCUGGAAAAAAAAAAGAAAUAAAAGUUGCAAAUAGAUCGCACAGGAAGGAAGCAGAAAUACUGUACGGUCAGGUUAAGGAAGCUCAGGGUGUUUAGUAGGUGUUUCCUUAUUUCAUCUAUCAUCACCUUUGCCUUAAAGAAACGCACGCCCUGCUGCAUUUUCUGUUCAGAUAUUAGUCGUAUCACAGGGCAGCUCUGGCUUAGACGAAGAAAAGAACGAUUUCAGAUGAAUAUUGAUUGUCAGUUGAAAGCCUGAUUUCGAAAAAAAAAAAAAAGGUUUUUGUGUAUUUUGAAAGUCUGUGGACAUAAGGGAUUGUUUGAUUCAUCACAGUGUCACGCUUGGUUAGAUGUACAUUAGAAGCUUUUUUUUAUGACGAUACCAAAGAUGUUUUUUUCUUGAUACCAGGAAGUAUAUUUUUUUCUACCUGUAUAUGGAAUAGCUAGCUCGUACUGUGGAGUUAUUACUGACUAUUUUUCAGCAUAGCAGAAGAUGGUGCCAUAUAUUUUUACAGGAUUUCUCAGCCUAUUUGACCGUUAUGUCAAUAUUAUCUUUAUAGAGCGCUGUCUGCAGCUGUUUGCAGUGUACAAUGGCUACUUUUUGUAACACUUUAAAGACACUCUUUAUUACAGAUUCACUGAACACACAAAUGUGCCUUUGUACAGUUUGUAGAGGACAGAAAGUAUGUACAUGUCGUGGCCCUGGUCGCACUCUCUGCUCACCCGCUUUGAGUUGCAGUCUCGUGACUGUCAGUCGUCCGCUGGUCACUCUCCCAAAGACUGGUCAUAAGGGCUUUUUUUUUUCUUUUUUCUUUUUUUUUUAAGCUUACUGGCUUUGCAAAUCCUCAGGCUUGCUUCUGGGACGUCAGCUGGGUUGUGGGACAUGUAUUCCUUGUGACUUUGGCUUAAUGUGCUGCAUUUAUUGAUGGCCUUGCCACUUAUGCACAGCAGGUAGAUUUGUACUGUAGUGUGGCAGCUUGAAUUGUUAAUUCUCCAAAGAAAAGCAUAUCGAAGCAUUUACGGAGAGUACUUGAUAGCUUUUUUUCUCCUUUUGUUUUGUUUUGUAUUGUACUUGUAUGCAACAUAUUACUGCAACAUUUGAUUAUUUUUUCCUUUUUUUUUUUUUUUUUUUUUUACUGUUAUAGCAGUGAAACUGAUGAAAAUGCCUUGAGUAGAUGUCUGAUUAUGACAUUAAGAACCCCCAGGUGCCUUAAGGAAGUCCACAUUUCGAUGCUCAUUAUAGACAGUAAUGAACAAUAUGUGACGAGAAAUAGCCAGCUGCAAAGAGAUUUAGUAUAAUUACAGAAGAUAUGAUUCCAUAAUUGCAUGGUUACCGUCUGUAGGUUUACAUUAAUCAGACGAUUACUGUAUGUUCACAUAUCAUAACCAAACCAUCAGCAGUGACUUAAACGGUGCAGUCAGGGUUUCCAAAGGCCUGUCUUACUGAUAACAAACAGUCUAUAAAGACGAUUUAAAAGUAUUUUUUUUAUAGUUUGGUGAAGAAAUUAACAGUGGCCCUUUGUUAACAUCUGCCUGUAGUUCAAGAAAAAAAAAAACACUACACAUUUCUAUCACAGUCCCUCUCAGCCUGCACUUGAGCUCAAAAAGCUGGAGGAAUAAAUACUGGACAUUCAGAAAGACCCGCAGUGGAACGGUUCAGCUCCCCUGUGUCAUCCACUAGCAUUGUUAGUAAAUGCUUACAGAUGCCUGAUGCCACAAAUAAACCUCUUUGAAAGGCCUUUAUGAAAUCCCAAAUCUGCCCUUUUUAAGUCUCGAUGUGCACUACAUGAAUCAUUUGUAGUACUUGAGGCUUUAAAAUGUCACUGAAAGGGAUUUAAUGUUAGCCUUCAUCGCCAAGGUUAUAAUUUGCAGUGGAAUGUGUCGUAUCUGUCGUAACAAUGCUAUCGCCAUUGUGGAGAAGCCAUGCAAUCAGUCGUUGAAUGUCUGUUAAUGCCUUUUCUCUUUUCUAAAAUAAGCCAAAAAAAAAAAAAAAAAGUAAAAUAUUUUUUUUUC